CCCAGUCCCGUCAGACCUGCGACGGCCACCGACCCGAACACAGCCCCGCGCACUCCUCCGGCCACCCGUCCCGUGCUCACACGCCUCCACGCCUCCCUCGCCACGCCGCCACAACUCAGCCACCGAGGACACCGGUCGCUGCUGUAGCACGCCGGCCAGGAGGCGCUGAGGGACGCGUCACCUCUGUUAGGUUAGAGGCCGCUGCAUUAUCUCUGACGCACCGCACAGGUCAUUGACCCUGCAACGUGCCCUGACCUAAGGCAAGGUUGUGUGUGCCGCCGUGACAACCAGUCCUCGAGAUUUGGCACCGCCAGUAGUGAGUGUUAGCAGCGAGCAGAGUGUGUGGUGAGGCGCAGCAGUGCAAUCGUGUCCACCAGUCCACUCAUAACAGUGCCAGCCAGCCGACACGUGUGGCAAGUGGUGUAGUCUGCACAGCCUCCCCAUUCCACCCAGUGUGAGUGUGUGUCGCUGUUUGGGGCCACGUACAGUGCCCUUGGUGAAGAAACAACCAAGAAAAACAUCAGGAGGGACAGGAGGACGGGUGUGAGCGGCAGCAAGGGCGCCAGUGUUGUGAGCGCGCGAGGAGUAUCUCGCCCAGGUCAUUCACCCCGGCACGGUGGUGGUGGUGGCGGCGGCCUUGUGGCCUCACCCUCUCACAAGUUCUUACGUUGCUCACACGCUGCCCCUGACGCCCUUAUCAGUGCCACCGACUCCCGUGACGCCCUUCGUGUGUGCUAGGGCGUGUGUGGCCACCGCAGCCCGCAGUGGUGAGGCUUGAGUAAGGACUCAGCCUGUAGUGAGGUGCCGAGGGUUCAUUGACCCCGAGCUGUGAGCUGCGCGCACCACGCACACCCACCGCUGCCUCCACCACGCCCGCACGCCCACCACAGCUCCCUCCUUGUAAUCAUCCACCCUAAGUUGUGCACAAAUUGAAAAUGUACAUGGAGUGUAGAUCGUUGUGAGUGGGAGAGUGAAGAUAGUACAGGCGGUGGGAGGGUACCUGGUGACGCGGCGGCCGGCCCACCACCACCACCACUACCACCACCCCACCACAUCUUAUUACAAGCCCGUCACCACCCCGCCGCCCGGCAACACCCCGCCCCGCCCUCCGUCACUAGUGGUCCCGCCGAGGCUCCCCUGGGCUUUUGUGGACACCCCUGUUACGCCAUCGUGGUGAGCCGCGCCGCCCCGUGCGAGGCGUGUCACUCAUCCCGUGGCACCCGGCGGACAGUGCCAUGCGAGUGGAGUACAUGGCGUAGUGUGUGGUGGCGCUGCGGUGUGCAGGGGUGCGGAGUCUCGGCUGGACUCAUGGUGCAGCACAUCUCCCUCACUCCCCCUGGCUGUAGGUGCUUCUCCCCCGUGCUGGCCCUGCCUAUCUCCUCGGCUUUCCGCUUUAGAACUAUACCCGAUUACGCUAUCAUGGGGAGCAGCAGCGGGUAGCUCCCUCUGCUGUAUCGCCGCGAGUAUCGCCGCCACAAACGGAAAUGGGAAAUAACCCGAGCUGUGUGAGGUGAUCCCUGGCUGCCGCGGCUCCUCGACCGCCCCUAACGGAGAACUGUGUCCCUCUUUUCCUUCCUCUGUCCUUGCUACUUUAAGUGACUCGUGGCUUUAAACCCCGGCACGUGUGUGGUCACUGACCCGGCUGGACUGCACUGAGCGUUCGUGUUGUUGUUGUUAUUAUCACCGCCAUUCAAACCACUAUUAUUAUUAUCGUUAUCGUAUUAUUAGUGUGUGCGUGUGUGUGUUCGAGUGUGUGGGUGUCCUGCCGCCGCACAUUGCUCGAUCCAAAAUAGGAAUUAAUCCACAGAAUUUGCGAGUAAGAAGUGACCCAUUAAUCCUGGAAAACUGGAUUCCCCGUCGAAGGACCAGUGGGAUUUCGGAACCCUCCUGAAGAGCCCGGAGGAGAACGUGACGAAAAUGGAUAUUCUUAGCGAACUUUUUGGGCCAGGGUGGGCGAACGAGGUGACGGGUGACGCGGUAGACACAACCACCCCCUCCUCCUCCACGCCCACGCCCACCACCCGCCCGCCCUCCACCGAGAAGAAGUCAAACUCCAUCAAAGGUAAAGCCCAAAUUGAGAUCAUCCCGUGCAAGGUGUGUGGCGACAAGUCCUCAGGUGUUCAUUAUGGAGUCAUUACCUGCGAGGGAUGCAAGGGCUUCUUCCGGCGCUCGCAAUCGUCCGUGGUGAACUACCAGUGCCCGCGCCAGAAGAAUUGUGUCGUGGAUAGAGUGAAUCGUAACCGCUGCCAGUACUGUCGUCUUCAGAAGUGCCUCGCUCUCGGGAUGUCCAGAGAUGCGGUGAAGUUCGGGCGGAUGAGCAAGAAGCAACGGGAGAAGGUGGAGGACGAGGUGCGGUAUCACAAGGCGGCGGCACAGAUGGGUAUGGCGGGCCAGGAGACUUCGCCCGACUCCUCCAUGUAUGAAUCCCCGACGCCCACCUCCUCCGACCUCUACACCCCGACGUACUACGGCUCAGACAUCGCCUCCUUCACCUCCUCCAGCUACAAUUACAUCCCCCAGACCACGACUCCCACGGUGCCCUUCGAGAUCAACCCAGAAUACGUUGUUGACUCUACCACCUUCGACCACCGCCAGCCCUCAUUAGAGCCCCUGCCGGAGUCUGGGGCCAUGUCACCUGUUGUGUCCUCAGGUAAAGGCGGGUUCGCCCAGAGGCAAGCCAACUCGGGGGGAGGAGGAGGAGGAAGCGAGUUAGCUGGUGGUGGUCAGAUGCGGGGUGCUGGGCCUGGCGGAGGUGGGGGUGGAGGAGGAGGUGGUGGUGGUGAAGGAGGAGGGGGAGGAGGGGGAGGUGGUGGCGGUCUCAUGGGAGAAGCGGACAUCAUAAUCAAAGAAGAAGUAGAAACGUGCUUUAACAUGGACACGCUGCAGACCACGAGGCUUUGUGGCACCAGCAGCAGCAGCAUGUCAGACAAAAGCCUCACCUCUGUAGACAGCACCACCUACCUCCCUCCCGGGCCCGCCUCUCCGCCCCUAAGUCAGUCUCAGCAACAACAACAACAACCACAACAACAACAACCACAACCACAACAACAACAACCACAACAACAACAACAACAACAGCAGCCGCACCAGCAACUACAGCAGGCGCAGCUACAGCAACAGCAACACCACCACCACCAGCAACAGACGGGUGGUGGUGUAGCAGGCGCCACGGUGCUACCUGACGAAGAAACUGUGUCCCCUCACCCCACGCAGCUGGCUGAGAUCCUUGCUCGCUGGGUGGCCGACGCGCACCUCAGGACCUGCCUUUACUCCUCAGAACACAUAGCAGACGUCAUGAGGAAACAGUCCCUUGAUAUCUCCAAAGUCACCUACUACAAAAAUAUGGCUCACGAGGAGCUCUGGUUCGACUGCGCCCAGAAGCUGACGUCGGUGAUCCAACAAAUCAUCGAGUUCGCGAAGGCCGUCCCGGGAUUCAGGAAAUUCUCGCAAGAUGACCAGAUCGUCCUUCUCAAAGCAGGGAGCUUCGAGCUGGCAGUGCUGCGGAUGACUCGGUACUACGACGUGAACCAGAACUGUGUGGUGUACGGCGACACGCUGCUGCCCAUGGAAGCCUUCCUCACCACGGAGACUGUGGAAAUGAAACUUGUUAACAACGUCUUUGAAUUUGCCAAAACUAUCGCUGAACUUAAAUUGACAGACACAGAGUUAGGCUUGUACUCUGCUCUUGUGCUGCUACAAGCAGAUCGGCCGGGCUUGCGCGGGACGGACGAGAUCGCCAAACUCAAUGAAGCCGUCGGCCGAUCACUCCUUAUGGAGCUGGACAAGACCCACAGGUAUCCAGUCAAGGGGGACGUGACUGUGUACGCCUUCCUGAUCGCCAAGAUGCCGGCACUCAGGGAGCUCAGCAUGCUGCACCAGGACGCCCUAAGCAAGUUCAAGCGAGCCGCGCCACACCUGCAGUUCUCGGACCUCCACAAGGAAAUCUUCAAUGUGGACUCCUGAGGUGCCUCGCGCGGACUACGUGGUAACGAAGUUCAGUGUGUUGGGGGAACAUCCUCCCCCUCCUCCUCCUCCUCCCCCUCCUCUUCCUCUUCUUCCUUCUCCUCCUCUUCCUCCUCCUCGGCUCUGUUGCUCCAUCACAUCGUUUUAUACCGGAGAGUAACGUGUUGUACAUUACCUUCGUGAAUUGUUUGUUAGUGUUACUUGUUAGGGCAGAACACCCCUCCAUUACCCGGGCUCUUUUAUAAGAUACCAUUUCUAGAUGUGUUGUGAGUUUUACAGAGUCUAACAAGUGUUCUGUGUAGAGGAGAGGGUGCCGGAAGCCUCCACUGUAAUCUUAAGCAGCCCGCAGCAGCCCCACUGUAGAUUAUAAUGUUGAUCAUGAUGCCUUAUAAUCGAGAGGUCAGCACGCGGCUGCUUACGGACUCCUGGCUGCGCUAAUGAGUCUCCAGGAGAGGAUGGUUAAUAAAUAGUUCAAGGUUGAAGAAUAUACACAGUUUAUUUUUUAAGGAAUCAUGUAAUCGCCCUUGAGGAUGGUCCUUAUCUUUGUAAAUUGAAGAUAUUGUAUACUUAAAAAAAAUAUUUAAUUAUAUUAUUACGUAAACUGUUACACACUAAAAAUCUUUAUUGCCUUUUACAUAAAAACAAAAAAAUUGUUAUCACUCAUUCUUGUCAUUGUCAGAAUGGUAAACAAAAUUUGCCACUAAUAUCAUGUCAUCAGCUCCAUCAUUAUUUCACUUAAGUCUUUUUUUUAUAUAUAUAAGUUUAGGUAGCUUUUAAUUUUGUA
This is a messenger RNA of Portunus trituberculatus (swimming crab), 4747 nucleotides long. RefSeq names its product probable nuclear hormone receptor HR3 (gene Hr3). Gene Ontology annotation, cellular component: nucleus. Lineage: Eukaryota; Metazoa; Arthropoda; Malacostraca; Decapoda; Portunidae. The transcript is spliced from 11 exons. Gene Ontology annotation, biological process: regulation of transcription by RNA polymerase II. The record is from RefSeq and is a predicted model, not a curated record. The coding region runs from base 1918 to 3963 and encodes 681 amino acids. Gene Ontology annotation, molecular function: RNA polymerase II cis-regulatory region sequence-specific DNA binding; nuclear receptor activity; zinc ion binding.